AUGAAAGUGAACGUGUACAUUGUCGCAGCUGACGGCGGCGAAACGUGUCGAAUAUGCUGGUACACGGGUACAUCCGAUGCUCAAGUGGAGAUGGCGAUACGUAUGCAGCUGCACCUGCCUCAAGACAUGUCUUUCCUCCUGCGUGACGUCGACGGGGACAUUGUGCCCGCGGCUUCGACGCUGCCGAAUGGCUAUCGCUACACUCUGGUACUUUCAGAAGACCUUCGGACCGACGAGAUUAUGUCCGAAAAUGAAGCCAUUCCUAAUGAGAGUAGUAACGACCGAACAGUCACGGUGGGCACUGAAGAGGAUCCAGUGCCGAUGAUGACGCCAGAAAAAGCGACGUCAUCCAUAAGUGCCGAUAUAACUCUGAAGAAGAGACGACUUGAAGCAGACGAGAGUGACGCGAGUUCCGUCAUGCCCCUUCUACUGGGGGACCGAACUACUUCGAUGAUUGCACCAGCUGUGCGACGGGAAGCUACUGUACCUUUGUCUAUGGCUUCUAUUAUAGCCCAAUUUGUCGAUACGUUUACGCAACCUAUUGCCAACGACGAUAACGUGAGCUUUAUUCCGAAUACAGGACGGUUUGCACUCUAUGCACUCUAUCGCGAGGUCGUGCGGGAGACCAGGUUUCAUCCCAAACGCGAGGACGUGUUUUACAAGAUGACGUCUAUGCAUGGGAAAGUAGAUCGUCAGCGCGUGAUUCGCUACUAUCGAUGCGAACCAGACGAGGGAAAACGAGCGAACGUGGUGCAGUACAAACCGCAGGGUAAAGGUAUUCUGCUGCGGCGGUACCGCAAGAUAGGGGGUGAAGAGCAGCUGGAGGACGUGGUCAAGUCGGCUCCGUUCAUUUCGUGGCUGCAGUUGGAUCCGACUGAGGUGGUGGCACUGUACGUGCGCUUUAUAGACAAUUUCGCACCAGUUGUUAAGGGAGACUACCGAGCUCAAACAAGCGGCGGCGAAGACACGCAGGAUGAAGGGAUUUGA
Peronospora matthiolae is the source of this 987-nucleotide messenger RNA. The record is from the annotation of a GenBank genome assembly. Lineage: Eukaryota; Oomycota; Peronosporomycetes; Peronosporales; Peronosporaceae.